AUGCGGCCGACCCGGCGGAGCGCGUCCUCCCAGCCGCGCGGGCAGAAGCGGCCCGGGGCCGCCCGGGCUCCCGCCGCCGCCGCCUCGGCCGCCGGCGACACCCGCGCCCAGCGCCUCGCGGGCCACCCCGGGGGCCGGAGCCGGGCGGCCAAGCCGCGGCCGAGGCCGUCGUCGCCGCGGGCCCAGGAGGCGGGCCCCGGGGAGGCGCCGCCGGAGCCGGCUCUGCCGCCGCCCCCGGCCCCGGCGCCCUCGGUGGCCAGGCUGGACCUGGGCGACCAGCGGGAGCGCUGGGAGACGUUCCGGAAGCGGCAGAGGCUCACCUGCGAGGGCGCCGCCAAGCUCCUGCUGGACACCUUCGAAUACCAGGGCCUAGUGAAGCACACGGGAGGCUGCCACUGUGGAGCGGUUCGCUUUGAAGUCUGGGCCUCUGCAGACCUGCACAUCUUUGACUGCAACUGCAGUGUCUGCAAGAAGAAGCAGAACAGACACUUCAUUGUUCCUGCUUCUCGCUUCAAGCUCCUGAAGGGAGCGGAGAGCAUAACCACGUACACGUUCAACACCCACAAGGCGCAGCACACCUUCUGCAAGAGGUGCGGGGUGCAGAGCUUCUACACGCCCCGCUCCAACCCCGGUGGCUUCGGCAUCGCCCCACACUGCCUGGACGAGGGCACCGUGCGGAGCAUGGUCAUCGAGGAAUUCAAUGGCAGCGACUGGGAGAAGGCCAUGCAGGAGCACAAGACCAUCAAGAACAUGUCUAAAGAGUGA
Molecule: messenger RNA, 765 nt
Organism: Pipistrellus nathusii (Nathusius's pipistrelle)
Lineage: Eukaryota; Metazoa; Chordata; Mammalia; Chiroptera; Vespertilionidae
Source: the annotation of a GenBank genome assembly